Trichomonas vaginalis G3 is the source of this 1242-nucleotide messenger RNA. RefSeq names its product antigen BSP-related family. The record is from RefSeq and is a predicted model, not a curated record. Bases 1 to 1242 code for a protein of 413 amino acids. The transcript has a single exon. NCBI's taxonomy places the organism in Eukaryota, Parabasalia, Trichomonadida, Trichomonadidae.
AUGAACAAAUUUAAUGUUUCGAAUGCAGAUGAAGUGACAAUUUCUGACUAUGCCUUCAAUUUAUGUCAAAACUUAAAUGACAUUGAAAUUGAAAACAUUAUUUCAAUUGGAAGCUUUGCUUUCAAUAAAUGUCAGUUCACUUCACUUACAAUAACAUCAUAUGAUAAAGAUGUUAUUUUAGGAAAUGGCUGCUUCUCUGAAUGUCAAAAAUUGGAGAGUUUCACAAUGACAUUAAUUCUUGAAAAUUCUGUUUUCCUGAAUUGUCACAUUUUGAAGAAUUUGACACUUUUCACUCAAGUUAAAGCAAAUAUUGGUGAUUCUUGCUUCGAAAACACUGCUUUAGAGAGUGUUAAAAUCAGAGGAAAUGUUAAAGAAAUAGGAAAGUAUGCUUUCGGAAAUUGCAAGAGUUUAGUUCGUUUUUACUUGGAAGAUUCAAGUAAGGAAACAGUUUUGAAUGAUUACGCAUUUUGCAAUUGCAUGAAAUUAAGUAAUUUCACAAUUGUAGAUGGAGAAAUUGAAGUUGGAAAAUAUACUUUCUGCAAUUGCGCUGAAUUAAAAGAAUUUACCGUUAAAAAAGUAUCAAGUUUCGAUGAAUAUUCAUUUUGCAAUUGUACAAGUUUGAUUGAAGUUAUUACUGAAGGUGUUGAUAAGAUUUCAUCACACAGCUUCGAAAAUUGUGUCUCUCUGACUAAUUUCUCUUUCGUGUUGAAAGCAAAAGAAAUUGGAAGUUACAGUUUUAACAGUUGUAAAAUCAAAAACUUAUCUCUCACAGAAGAUAAGAAAUUGACGAUUGGAGAGUAUUCGUUCUACAACUGCAGUGAAUUAGAAUUUGUUUCUAUUGUUGCAGAAGAGGCAUCAAUAGGAAAAUUUGCUUUCUCUAAUUGUCCAAAUUUGACAACAUUUUAUUGUUGCUCUGAUAUUGAAAGUCCUCCAGAAUUUUUGUUCACAAACUCUCCAAAUCUUAAAGAAGUUUUUGUUGGAGAUGAUUACGACUAUGACAAACUUGGAGAAGUAGAUGUCAAAGUUUCUGAUGUUUGUUAUUCAGAUUCUGAUGCACAACAUGACAGGAAAGUUAGAAUUGCAUGGAUUUCUUCGAUUUCCGUUUUACUGUUUAUUCUUGUUGUUGGUGGUGUUGCUAUCGCUAUUUGGUGGGCAAAGUGCAAAUCUCCAAAUGUUGACACAAUGGGAGAUAAUGAAUAUGCCCUCACAACAAAUAACGAAAGUGCUCAGCCUGAACUCUAA